AACCUUUGAAUUUUACGUUUUGUUGCCAAAAUUCUGCGAAAAAUGAGUUUUUCCAGCGACGAAGUAAACUUUUUAGUUUAUCGAUAUUUACAGGAAUCUGGAUUUUCACAUUCAGCUUUUGUAUUUGGCAUUGAAUCCCAUAUCUCACAGAGUAAUAUCAAUGGAGCUCUAGUGCCACCUGCUGCAUUGCUGACAAUACUGCAGAAGGGUCUUUUGUAUACAGAAGUUGAAUGGUCUGUAGGUGAGGAUGGUGUGCCCGUACGUCCCAUAGAAAGCCUCAGUCUUAUAGAUGCAGUUAUGCCGGAAGCGAAACCGCCGGUUUCAUCGAUUAAAUCUGAACCCGGCAAAGGAGGAAAUGGUGGGAGUGAUAAUUCGGCGGCGAGCAGUACAACGGCAACUGGCGGGUCGUCGUCGGGCAAUAAUGUCAAAUCUGAGGUUAAAACAGAAAGUAAUUCCAAUGCAGCUGGUACAAAUGCAAAUGCCACGGGAACAGCAGCGGCAGCUGCAUCGGGCGGAGAGAAUACAGAAACAGACAGUGGUGCAGCUGCUAGUGCCACAGUAGGUGGUUCACCAGCUGGUACCAGUGGUACGGCGGGGGGAAGUGCAGCAACAUCAGGUUCGACAACUACUGCCGGUGAGGAUAAGAAACCAGAUAUUGCUGCUAGUAGUUCAACAACCAAUACAGCUGAUGAUAAUGCAUCGACCUCGUCUACAAAUGGUAGUUCCAGCAACAAUGCCUCUAAUGAUGCCUCCGCUUCUGCAACCGGUACGGGGCCAGCGGCAACCUCACGAACAGCCACACCCACAACAACAGCGCAAACAGGUUCAGCUGGUGGUGCUGGGUCAACACCGGGUGGAGGAGCUGCCACAUCGGCACCUACUUCAGCUCUUGGAUCGUCACCAGCAGCUACCACUGCCGGUGGAGCUGAGCCCAUGGACAUUGAUGCCGCCAUUGAAAUACCAGCAUCAAAAGCUACUGUAUUGCGUGGUCACGAAAGUGAAGUAUUUAUUUGUGCUUGGAAUCCAAGUCGUGAUUUAUUGGCUAGUGGUUCAGGAGAUAGCACGGCGCGUAUAUGGGAUAUGUCCGAUGCCAUGGCUUCGCCCAAUCAAUUGGUGUUGCGUCAUUGUAUACAGAAGGGAGGAGCUGAGGUGCCCAGUAACAAAGAUGUUACUUCAUUGGAUUGGAAUUGUGAUGGUACUCUCUUGGCCACUGGCAGCUAUGAUGGUUUUGCACGCAUCUGGAAAACUGAUGGCAGUUUGGCCUCAACUCUGGGUCAACACAAAGGCCCUAUAUUUGCCUUAAAAUGGAAUAAGCGUGGUAAUUAUAUUCUCUCAGCCGGUGUAGACAAAACCACAAUUAUUUGGGAUGCAUCGACUGGCCAGUGUACACAACAGUUUUCAUUCCACAAUGCCCCAGCUUUAGAUGUGGACUGGCAAACAAAUAAUUCCUUUGCCUCAUGUAGUACUGAUCAACGAAUUCAUGUGUGCCGACUAGGUUCCGAUGUACCCAUCAAAACCUUUAAGGGACACACAAACGAGGUUAAUGCCAUUAAAUGGUGCCCGCAGGGUAAACUGUUGGCCUCCUGCUCCGAUGAUAUGACUUUGAAGAUUUGGUGUAUGAAUCGUGACAAAUGUUGCCAUGAUUUACAGGCACAUUCCAAGGAAAUUUAUACCAUUAAAUGGUCGCCGACUGGACCGGGUACACAAAAUCCCAAUACAAAUUUGCUAUUGGCUUCGGCAUCAUUCGAUUCGACGGUACGUCUAUGGGAUGUUGAGCGGGGUAUGUGCAUACACACACUGACUAAGCACACAGAGCCCGUGUAUUCGGUGGCAUUUUCACCGGAUGGCAAAUAUUUGGCAUCGGGUAGUUUUGAUAAGUGCGUACACAUUUGGAGUACCCAAAAUGGUAAUUUGGUACAUAGUUAUAAGGGAACUGGUGGAAUAUUUGAAGUAUGUUGGAAUUCGAAGGGCACAAAGGUGGGUGCCAGUGCUUCGGAUGGUAGUGUUUUUGUAUUGGAUCUUAGAAAGUUCUGAUCGACAACGGUAGCAGC
Musca vetustissima is the source of this 2051-nucleotide messenger RNA. It is a transcript of the gene ebi, whose product is annotated as F-box-like/WD repeat-containing protein ebi. Gene Ontology annotation, molecular function: transcription corepressor activity; protein binding. Bases 43 to 2034 code for a protein of 663 amino acids. NCBI's taxonomy places the organism in Eukaryota, Metazoa, Arthropoda, Insecta, Diptera, Muscidae. The transcript is spliced from 3 exons. The record is from RefSeq and is a predicted model, not a curated record. Gene Ontology annotation, cellular component: histone deacetylase complex. Gene Ontology annotation, biological process: regulation of transcription by RNA polymerase II.